Messenger RNA from Polyodon spathula (Mississippi paddlefish), 3257 nucleotides. Its product is annotated as RAC-alpha serine/threonine-protein kinase. The record is from RefSeq and is a predicted model, not a curated record. Gene Ontology annotation, molecular function: protein serine/threonine kinase activity; ATP binding. The transcript has 14 exons. Gene Ontology annotation, biological process: protein phosphorylation. Lineage: Eukaryota; Metazoa; Chordata; Actinopteri; Acipenseriformes; Polyodontidae. The coding region runs from base 281 to 1723 and encodes 480 amino acids.
ACUAGCUGGGAAGGUAUCGAUGUAGUGGAAGACUGGAACGAGAGGCUGAGAAAUAAUUUGAGUAAAGGAUAAGAAAUUCACACUCAGUAGUGGGGGGAAUACCAACCUAACACACCGUCGAGGAUGUCAAUAGUAACUACGUGGAGUUGCAUGUGAAACCUGGAUACAGCAGAAAAGUGAAGAGACCAGUGUUCCCAUUCCUUGUGCCUGUGUGAAGAACGCCAUUGGAUCAGCGAGAUCCUUCAGCAGAUCACCUGCUCACACUUGCCUUUGUGCCAAUAUGAAUGAAGUAGCAAUAGUGAAGGAAGGAUGGCUUCACAAAAGAGGAGAGUACAUAAAAACAUGGAGACCAAGAUAUUUUUUACUAAAGAGCGAUGGAACAUUCAUUGGGUACAAGGAGAGACCACAAGAUGUAGAUCAGUUGGAAACACCGUUAAAUAACUUUUCUGUAGCAAAGUGCCAGCUUAUGAAGACAGAGCGGCCGAAACCAAACACAUUCAUCAUGCGGUGCCUGCAGUGGACCACCGUCAUCGAGCGCACCUUCCAUGUGGAAACCCCUGAGGAGCGGGAAGAAUGGACGACAGUCAUCCAGACAGUGGCAGACAGCCUUAAGAAACAAGAGGAGGAAAUGAUGGACUGCCGGUCAGGCUCCCCUAGUGACAAUUCAGGCAUGGAGGACAUGGACGUGUGCCUUACCAAACCAAGACCCAAAGUGACUAUGCACGACUUUGAGUACCUUAAACUUUUGGGUAAAGGUACCUUCGGGAAGGUCAUUCUAGUCAAAGAAAAAGCAACUGGAAGACACUAUGCCAUGAAAAUCUUGAAAAAGGAAGUAAUUGUAGCGAAGGAUGAAGUGGCCCACACCCUUACAGAAAACCGUGUGUUACAAAACUCAAAGCACCCCUUCUUGACGGGUUUAAAGUAUUCCUUUCAGAACCACGACCGGUUAUGUUUUGUUAUGGAAUAUGCUAAUGGAGGAGAGCUGUUCUUUCAUCUUUCAAGAGAUCGAGUAUUCUCAGAGGAGCGCUCUCGCUUCUACGGCGCAGAAAUUGUCUCUGCGUUGGAUUACUUGCAUUCAGAGAAGAAUGUUGUCUAUAGGGACCUAAAGCUGGAAAAUCUCAUGCUGGACAAGGAUGGUCACAUUAAAAUCACAGACUUUGGCCUCUGCAAAGAAGGAAUAAAAGACGGGGCCACAAUGAAGACUUUCUGCGGGACACCAGAGUAUUUGGCACCUGAGGUGCUGGAGGACAAUGACUACGGGCAGGCGGUGGACUGGUGGGGGCUGGGCGUGGUGAUGUACGAGAUGAUGUGCGGGCGGCUGCCCUUCUACAACCAGGACCACGAGAAGCUGUUUGAGCUCAUCCUGAUGGAGGAGAUCCGCUUCCCUCGCACCCUGGCCCCUGAGGCACGCUCCCUGCUCUCUGGCCUGCUGAAGAAGGACCCCAAACAACGGCUAGGUGGUGGUCCUGACAAUGCCAAGGAAAUCAUGAAUCACAAGUUCUUCUCUGGGAUCGUGUGGCAGGAUGUGUAUGAGAAGAAGCUUAUCCCACCUUUCAAGCCCCAGGUCACCUCGGAGAUAGACACGAGGUACUUUGACGAAGAAUUCACAGCACACAUGAUCACAAUCACUCCCCCGGGACAAGAUGACAACAUGGAAUCAGUAGACAACGAGAGGAGGCCUCAUUUCCCGCAGUUCUCCUACUCAGCCAGUGGGACUGCCUGAAGCAGCAGCGGCUGCACUCCUCAGAAGUAUUUCCUGCACACACACAACCAGACUGCAUUCUCAAGGACCUAUUGUGUUUUUUUGUUUUUUUUUUUUAAGCAAUUUGAGUAGUUUCUUUUAUAUUUUUAUGUUUCUGCAUUACAAACUGUUCUACUUACUCCAUUGUAUUUCUUAAAUAGUCAAGGAUAAGAUACUUCCUUUUAGAUGGUCCUAUGAAGGUUACGAGAUGUAACAUUUCUUACUUUUGUAGGUUCUCAGAUUUUAAGCAAGCAAGAAAGAGUAGUAAGGUGAUUUCAUUUUGAGACCAAUGCAGCCCCAAACAUAUGUUGUUAUAGAUGGUUGGAAACUAUUUAAAGAACGUUCCACAUCAUUGUAGAACCUUUUUAAUAAAAAAAAAAUAUUAAAAUGAAAACAUUAAUCCAAAAGACAGUAUGAAACAUUGUUACUACAUUUUAAUAUAUCAGAAUAACCUAAUUAAAUCAAUAGAUGUGCAAUAAAAGACCUGCACACUUGCAGGACCAUACACAAUUUAUGCAGCAAGGCUGUCCUCUAUUGGAUUACACUCUUUCCUAUGAUAUUCACAGCAUUAAUAGCCUCAGUGAGGUGUGACAGCAGCAACAAACAAAUAUUUGUUAUGUUUUGUUUUUAAAUUGCAUUUUUGUUCGUAGGAUCAAGCAGUGUAUUGACUUACAGAUUUUGAGUUGUUCCUAGAGUUAACACUUUAUUUAUUUUGUGUCUACAUACUAGCCAUACUAGCCGUAUCGUAUAAGUGGUUUGCAUUUCACGUGAUGCGAAACACAAGUGGACGUUUGUAAUGUAGGUUGUGUGAGUAAAUGCUGCCUUCUAAAUAGGCUUGCUACUUUUUAAAGUUUUUUUUUUUCUUACAAACAAUAACUUUUUAAAAGAUCUCUAGUUUGUGUAGUUUUUACACUUGCUGUUUUGUCCCGUCCCCGUUCCGCUGUGAAUGGCUAGUGGUCGCUGUCCAUCAUCUGAGUGGUCCCUUAGUAUGUAGUGUCACUGUCCGUCAUUUCACCUGGUCCCACAGAUCACAUUGUCUAAACCAACACUAGAAUUCUCUCAUUCGUUUUAAAUGUCAAUCAUCAAGAACUGCACCAACUGCACGUUCAUUUGCCAGCUACAGCACCUACUGUGGAUUUUAGGCAAGGUUAUCCAGGUCAAAAACACGUUAUUUUGGACACGUUUCAAAUAUUUAGUACAUGAUUUAAUUUGACUUUAGUAUGUUUAAUUCUAAUUAUUAAACAUGCUAAUUUGGCCAUACUAAUUUAAAGAAAAUUGUAUUUGUAAUAAAUUAUCCAAUUAAUUUGCCUUCCAUUCUGCCAUUCCUGCUCAAUUUGUGGCAGUGUAUGGACGUGGCAUUGGGCAAAGUCUAGUGAAAGAUGGGUAGGCCAGGACCCUCUGAUACAAACAUCAGCCGGCAGAUUCAGAGCCUCAGAAAUCGCUUUAAUUCAGUGGUAACCCCACUGUAACUAAUAUGUAAUUUUAAACAAGUGUUGAAAGAUCUGACAUUGAAUCU